AUGGUCAUUGUCAUAAAAGUUAUAUUUACAAGAGGAGGCCUGUUGCUCUUUACAACAGUCACCAGUGAUACAGUAAGCACAGGAAACAGACAGGCUUUCACCAAUCCAUCCAAGUUCUCCUUCGACUCAUUAUUCCAAGAAAAGGCUGCUUUUGCUCCAUGGUGGUCUAACUUGGUUGUGGGAUUAGCAGACAGUGCAAGUGGUGUGUAUUACAAAGAGUAUUCUUCUACUGUUCCAACUGAAAAUACUGCAAUGUUGGCACAGAAAAGUGAUUUCAAUACUAACAAAGGAGGUUUUAGCAUGAAUGCUCCAAAGCACAUGAUUGUGAUUACAUGGAACAAAAUGGAACUGAGCAAAAUUCCACGGAGUCCCUCUGAGAUUGUAACCUUCCAGAUGGUAAUGUUAUCAGAUUAUCAAAACACCUAUGUCAAGGUCAUAUAUAAUGACCGAGAAAUGACCUGGGAUGUAUUGAACUCAGUUGGAAAUUACCCAGUAAGGAUUGGAAUCUUGAAGCAGAAUGAAACUGCAGAAGAAUAUCCACAGUCUUACCUUGACCUGCUGUCAAAACCAGAGGACAAAAACAAAAUACAGAAGAUUGAUGAAGUCAUUCCGACAGGACUUGUUGGAGAUGUCACAUGGAGCAGAAAAGGGUUUUCAUAUUAUCGUAUCUCCAAGUCAGUGGCCCCAGCUCAUCCAGGUCUACAAUGUACUACUUAUAUUGAAAGUCAGAAGUUGAGUCAGAAAAACCCACAGAAAGCAGUUGUGACAGCAGAUGUCAGCAAAUGUCCACCAAGUCUGUUACAGACCACAGACUCAUUUAAGACAUUCACAAGUGCAGGAAUUCCUAGUUCCAUGACCUGCUAUGCCAAGCGAAGUGCUUUGUCAAGUACGACCCGAGAUCAACGCAGCCAACGUUGUUGCUACGACAAAGGAAACAAAGGGUUGAUUUUAGACCCUACACUUGCCAAAGGAUUUAACAUAUACAUGAUUGGAAAGCCGACUUCAGCUGAACAAAUUUCAGCAGAUAAGAACUUUGGCAUUUGUUGUAAUGCUGAAAAUAGUUAUGCUUCAAGAGAGGACCUUUGUGCUAAGUUUGUGGAGGUACUGCCUGUAUGCACAGCUGAGAACUUUGUGGCCAGUGGAGCAGGUGGUGCCUUGGGAGAUCCACAUUUGACAACACUAGAUGGUUUAUCCUUCACGUUCAAUGGACAUGGAGAAUUUGUACUGAUGAAAGCAGCAGAUGUUGAGGUUCAAGGACGAUUUUCACCUCAGAGGAAUGCUGCGGGUGUGAAGAGUGCUACAUUUAUAAGUGCAAUAGCAGGAAAACAGUCCAAUCCUAACAGUGAUAAAGUGGAAUUCAGAUUGAAUUCUGCAGCUACAGAUGCAGAAAUCCUAAAAAAUGGCGCAGUUCAGUCUAUGGAUUUCUCUGGAGGAGCCGUGGAUUGGAAUGAAGUGUCAAUCACAAAAGCAGUCAGCAGCAGCAACAUAACCACUUACAAAAUGAUCUUUAGUGGAGGACUGACAGCAGGUGUACAGCUUAAUAAUGCAAUGUUUCAGCUGGUCAUUUCAGCAUCUUCCAGCUACCGCAGUAAUUUCACAGGACUCUUGGGCAACUUUGAUGGUUCAACUAGUAAUGACUUUACUUCACCAAAUGGAAGUGUCACACCUUCUGACUCAGUCGAGAGUGUCGUUUACACAUACGGAGUGAAAUGGCAAAACAAUGUGAACUCUACUCUGUUUACGUAUGGUGGAAGUCCAAACAACACUAACUGGGCUAGUCACGUAGAUACAGCUUACACCCCAGUCUUCUUCAAUGCUAACCUGACCAUUAUGUUUCCGGAUCCUGCCAAGAAAACUCAAGCCAUCAGUGCUUGUAACAAAGGGGCUUCCACGGAUUCUGAUCCAGAAAAGCGCAGGGAAUGUUACUUUGAUUUCAAGGUUACAGAAAAUGCUGCUUUGGCUUCAGCUACCUCUGACACCAAGACGGCUUUAGCAGAAACACAGUCCACCCUUGCCAACUAUCCACCAGAGAUAAAGAACGGCAAUGUUACAAUCCAGGUAUCGGUUGGUGGUAAUUUCUCACUACAGCUAGUGGCUGAGGAUCAAAAUGAAGGGGACACCAUCUUUUUCCUUUUGAAUAGUGAUGCUCCUUCUGGAGUUAAAGUGGAUAAUGCAACUAAAAGACUGACCUGGAUCAAUGUUCCGGACAGUAACUCCAUGUCUAUCCAGGUCACAGUGUCUGAUGGGAAGGCCCAGUCUCUGUGGACUCCAAAAAUUAAAUUGUGCAAGUGUAAGAAUGGUGGUACGUGUGGCUUCAAUGUUGACAGCAGUGACCAGUUUUUCAUUGUUCCCUGUACCUGUGUGACAGGAUAUGAUGGUAACUUUUGUGAGAAUGACCAGGAUGGUUGUGCAACCAAUCCCUGCUGGCCAGGAGUGGACUGUACUGAUGUCCUUGCUCGUGAUCUGUCCAGCACUCCAGCUGGAUUUGUCUGUGGUUCCUGUCCAGUUCAUCUUGAUGGAGACGGAAUCACUUGCUCAGACAAGGAUGAGUGUGUGGUAAACAAACCUCCCCCAUGUAGUCAGAACUGCACCAACAUUGCUAAUGGUUACACCUGUUCCUGCAUAUCUGGGUAUAUUUUGGGCGGUGAUGCCCGAACUUGUCAAGAUGUUAAUGAGUGUCAGACAAAUACGGACAAAUGUAACAAGGCCACCACAACUUGUAGUAACACUGUGGGUUCCUAUACCUGUAACUGUAAGACCGGUUACUCCAGGGACACCCAAUAUGCUUGUACAGACAUCAACGAAUGUUCAUCCAAUCCCUGCCCCGCUAACUCAAGAUGUCAAAACACUGUUGGCAGUUACACGUGUACCUGUAAUUUUGGAUAUGAGAAAAACACCCAGACCAACACAUGUGAUGACAAGGAUGAGUGUGCAGGUUCCAACAACUGCCAGCAGAAGUGUGUAGAUGGUGUGGGUACCUACACAUGUGCAUGUAACACUGGGUAUCGUCUCAACGAAACAGAUUUAGUCAGCUGUUUACCUGAAAAUGUGUGCACAGCACAACAAAGAGCAACCUGUGAUGGUGGUAGCGGCCGAGCAACAUGUGCCGUGUCUAAUGGCCAGGUGUACUGUACUUGUCCCAACGGCUAUGCCCUCAAUGCAACAAAAUACUGUAUAGAUAUUGAUGAGUGUGCCACUAAUGCUGAUGUUUGUGUUGAUGCCAAGAGUGACUGUGUCAACCAAGUAGGGGGAUACAAGUGUCAGUGUAAAUCAGGAUACCGGGCACUCAACAAUUUCAUCUGUGCAGACAUUGAUGAGUGUGCAUCAUCAAGCAGCAACAACUGUACAAGUCCUGCCACCUGUCAGAAUAAUGAGGGAGGUUAUGUGUGCACAUGUCCCUCAGGCUACUCUAAAUCGGGUCAAUAUGGCUGUAGUGACAACAAUGAAUGUGCUUCAGUUUCCACCAAUUCCUGUGAUAGACAAUAUGGAACAUGUAGUAACACCCCAGGAGGCUACACUUGUUCAUGUAACAAAGGCUUUACUGGAAAUGGAUUUGUGUGUGCAGAUUUGAACGAGUGUGCAUCAAGUUCAACAAACAACUGCACCCAGACCUGCUCAAACAGCAUUGGAGGCUACACUUGUUCCUGUCUGAGUGGCUACACAUUGGCAGCAGAUGGAUUUACAUGUAACGAUGUAAAUGAAUGUAAUAUCACUAGUGCCAAUGGUUGCUAUAGCAACAACUUUUGUACAAACACUCAGGGAAGGUAUGCAUGCUCCUGUCCCACUGACUACCGCCUUAAAGGGGACGGAAGAACUUGUCAAUCCAUUUAUCAGUGUGAAAGUAACCAUGGAUGCAGCCAUACUUGUGGAAGAGUUAAUGGGAUAGAUACUUGUUCUUGUCCCACUGGUAUGGUACUAGAUAGUACUAACAAAACCUGUGUAGAUAAAAAUGAAUGUGCCUCAGAAGCGGACAACCUGUGCAGAAUUGCCAACAAUGUGGUCUGCUUGGACACUAAUGGUUCUUAUGUCUGUAACUGUGUCAACAGUUCCUAUGUCAAAACUCAGCAGACUGUCUGCACUGAUGCCAAUGAAUGUACACUGGGCACUGCCAGCUGUCCCGCCAAUUCUCAGUGUGUCAACAAGGAUCCAGGGUAUGAGUGUCAAUGUGUAUCAGGCUACUCCAAAGUAGGGGCUCUAUGUCAAGAUAUUAAUGAAUGUGCAGGUGCCAAUGAUUGCCACGCUAAUGGCACUUGUACAAACACUGCAGGGGGAUACACUUGUGCCUGUAAUGCAGGGUUCUCGGGGAAUGGCAGAGUAUGUUCAGAUAUUGAUGAAUGUGCUCUCAAUACCCAUAACUGUGACAGUCGUGUGGCGAGAAGAACUUGCACAAACACUAUAGGGAGCUUCACCUGUGGCUGCCGAAGUGGGUUCCAGUUAGCUGCUGAUAAACAAACUUGUAAUGAUGUGGAUGAAUGCACUGGAAAUCAUGGCUGCCAACAAGUGUGCAGAAACAAUGAUGGUGGAUAUGAAUGUGCUUGUCAGACAGGAUAUAGACUCACUGCAGACCAAAGGAACUGUAUUGUGGAAACUGAGUGUGAGUCAGUCAAGAAAGCCACCUGCUUGAAUCAACAGUGUGCCAAGGUGAAUGGUACUGAUACUUGUCAGUGUCCUACCGGCUUCCAACUGGCAGCAGAUGGGACCUCAUGUAACGACAUCGAUGAGUGCAAGGCCUCCCCUUGUUAUGCUACCAAUAGUAAUUGUACCAACACUCAAGGAGGAUACAACUGUUCUUGUACAAAUGGCUACAUUCUGGGACCCAACAAUGUGUGUAAAGAUCGUAAUGGUGGUCUUUCUAACUGGUCUGUUUGGGGAAACUGUACCAAGAAAUGUGGCAAUGGAACCCAGACGCGGACAAGGUCCUGCACUAAUCCGACCAAGGAGGGAUUCGGCGCUGAUUGUACUGGCGAACUUUCACAAACCCAAAUUUGUAACACAGAAGUCUGUCCUACUGAACCCCUAACUACCACAACUGUGGCUGCUGAAACAACUACAACAGUUGUACUCCUGACAACUACAAUUGAAACACCAAUCAAUGCAACUUCAGCAAUAGAAAAUGCAACCACACCAGCUACAACAGAUGAUAUAACAACAGAUGAUGAAACAACAACAGUACCUUCCAAUGUAACCUCUGAGCCAAAUAUGACAGCUGAAGCCAGCACAACAAUUGUCCAACUAACCACCACGACACAAGUUCCAACCACCACAGAAGAUGUAUGUCUUAAUGUCACCUGUCAGAAUGGUGGAGUUUGUGUUCGAGAGGCUGGCAAAGCUGCUUGCCGUUGUGAUGGAAACUAUACUGGAGACCAAUGUCAAUAUGCUAAAGCAAAAUAUACUUCAUGGUCUACAUGGGGUGCAUGUGACCAGACUUGUGGAGAUGGUGUCAGAACACGGACACGCAACUGCACUGACGUCACAGGAGCAAACCGGGGCAUGGACUGCGGAAAUGAUCUGCAAGAGGAAAAGGCAUGCGUAGGUCUACCAAAAUGUGUUGUGACGGCCAAUCCUUGUGAAGCAGUCAUCAAUCCAUGUUUAACUGAUGGUGUGUUGCAUACUUGUCGUGUACGGUCGGGAGGGAAGUUCAAAUGUACAUGCAAAGAUGGAUUUGUCAAUGAUGCUAACGGAGUUUAUUGUGUUAAUGAAAAUGAAUGUAAUAAUGUCAACAAUGACUGUAAAGACGUCAACACAAAAUCCUUCAAAGUGGGCGUGUCUGGAUGUAGGGACACUGUAGGGAGCUAUGAUUGUGUAUGUUCCAGUGGGUUUACCUACAACAGUACAAAUAGGGCAUGUAAUGAUAUUAAUGAGUGUAUCAGCAGUGACACCAAUAACUGUGACAUUUCAACCAGAGCGACCUGCACUAACACACCUGGCAGUUUUACCUGUGCUUGUAAAGCGGGAUACCAAGGCGCAGGAACCACAGGAUCAUGCAAAGAGAACCGAUUGCUUAGUUUUGUUAACCAUACAAAGCUCUCAUCAUCCGAUGCCUAUUCCAAGUAUUUCUUCCCACAAUACGCAAUAACUGUCGGAUCUUUCCUGUAUCCAUCAUUUUAUUUUACAAGAGGAGGCUUGUUGCUAUUUACAACAGUCACCAGUGAUACAGUAAGCACAGGAAGCAGACAGGCUUUCACCAAUCCAUCCAAGUUCUCCUUUGACUCAUCAUUCCAAGAAAAGGCUGCUUUUGCUCCAUGGUGGUCUAACAUGGUUGUGGGAUCAGCAGAUAGUGCAAGUGGGGUGUAUUACAAAGAAUUCUCUUCUACUGUCCCAACUGAAAAUGCUGCAAUGUUGGCACAGAAAAGUGAUUUCAAUACUAACAAAGGAGGUUUUAGCAUGAAUGAUCCAAAGUACAUGAUUGUGAUUACAUGGAACAAAAUGGAACAGAGCAAAACUCCACAGGUUCCGUCUCAGAUUGUAACCUUCCAGAUGGUAAUGUUAUCAGAUUAUCAAAACACCUAUGUCAAGGUCAUAUAUAAUGACCGAGAAAUGACCUGGGAUGUAUUGAACUCAGUUGGAAAUUACCCAGUGAGGAUUGGAAUCUUGAAACAGAAUGAAACCGCAGAAGAAUAUCCACAGUCUUACCUUGACCUGCUGUCAAAACCAGAGGACAAAAACAAAAUACAGAAGAUUGAUGACGUCAUUCCGACAGGACUUGUUGGAGAUGUAACAUGGAAGAGAAAAGGAUUUUCAUAUUAUCGUAUCUCCAAGUCAAUGGCCCCAGCUCAUCCAGGUCUGCAAUGUACUACUUAUAUUAAGAAUCAAAAGUCAAACCAAACAAACCCACAGAAAGCAGUUGUGACAGCAGAUGUCAGCAAAUGUCCACCAAGUCUGUUACAGACCACAGACUCACUCAAAGAAUUCACAAGUGCAGGAAUUCCUAGUACCAUGACCUGCUAUGCCAAGCGAAGUGCUUUGUCAAGUACGACCCGUGAUCAACGCAGCCAACGUUGUUGCUACGACAAAGGAAACAAAGGAUUGAUUUUAGACCCUACACUUGCCAAAGGAUUCAACACAUACAUGAUUGGACAGCCGACUUCAGCUGAACAAAUUUCAGCAGAUAAGAACUUUGGCAUUUGUUGUAAUGCUGAAAAUAGUUAUGCUUCAAGAGAGGACCUUUGUGCUAAGUUUGUGGAGGUACUGCCUGUAUGCACAUCUGAUAACUUUGUGGCCAGUGGAGCAGGUGGUGCCUUGGGAGAUCCACAUUUGACAACACUAGAUGGUUUAUCCUUCACUUUCAAUGGACACGGAGAAUUUGUACUGAUGAAAGCAGCAGAUGUUGAGGUUCAAGGACGAUUUUCACCUCAGAGAAAUGCUGCGGGUGUGAAGAGUGCUACAUUUAUAAGUGCAAUAGCAGGAAAACAGUCCAAUCCUAACAGUGAUAAAGUGGAAUUCAGAUUGAAUUCUGCAGCUACAGAUGCAGAAAUCCUAAAAAAUGGCGCAGUUCAGUCUAUGGAUUUCUCUGGAGGAGCCGUGGAUUGGAAUGAAGUGUCAAUCACAAAAGCAGUCAGCAGCAGCAACAUAACCACUUACAAAAUGAUCUUUAGUGGAGGACUGACAGCAGGUGUACAGCUUAACAAUGCAAUGUUUCAGCUGGUCAUUUCAGCAUCUUCCAGCUACCGCAGUAAUUUCACAGGACUCUUGGGCAACUUUGAUGGUUCAACUAGUAAUGACUUUACUUCACCAAAUGGAAGUGUCACACCUUCUGACUCAGUCGAGAGUGUCAUCUACACAUACGGAGUGAAAUGGCAAAACGACGAGAACGCUACUCUGUUUACGUAUGAUGGAAGUCCAAACAACACUAACUGGGCUAGCCACGUAGAUACAGCUUACACCCCAGUCUUCUUCAAUGCUAACCUGACCAUUAUGUUUCCGGAUCCUGCCAAGAAAACUCAAGCCAUCAAUACUUGUAACAAAGGGGCUUCCACAGAUUCUGAUCCAGAAAAGCGCAGGGAAUGUUACUUUGAUUUCAAGGUUACAGAAAAUGCUGCUUUGGCUUCAGCUACCUCUGACACCAAGACGGCUUUAGCAGAAACACAGUCCACUCUUGCCAACUAUCCACCAGAGAUAAAGAAUGGCAAUGUUACAAUCCAGGUAUCGGUUGGUGGUAAUUUCUCACUACAGCUAGUGGCUGAGGAUCAAAAUUCAGGGGACACCAUCUCUUUCUUUUUGAAUAAUGAUGCUCCUUCUGGACUUAGUGUGGAUAAUGCAACUAAAAGACUGACCUGGAUCAAUGUUCCGGACAGUAACUCCAUGUCUAUCCAGGUCACAGUGUCUGAUGGGAAGGCCCAGUCUCUGUGGACUCCAAAAAUUAAAUUGUGCAAGUGUAAGAAUGGUGGUACGUGUGGCUUCAAUGUAGACAGCAGUGACCAGUUUUUCAUUGUUCCCUGUACCUGUGUGACAGGAUAUGAUGGUAACUUUUGUGAGAAUGACCAGGAUGGUUGUGCGGCCAAUCCCUGUUGGCCAGGAGUGGACUGUACUGAUGUCCUUGCUCGUGAUCUGUCCAGCACUCCAGCUGGAUUUGUCUGUGGUUCCUGUCCAGCUCAUCUCGAUGGAAACGGCAUCACUUGCUCAGACAAGGAUGAGUGUGUGGUGAACAAACCUCCCCCAUGUAGUCAGAACUGCACCAACAUUGCUAAUGGUUACACCUGUUCCUGCAUAUCUGGGUAUAUUUUGGGCGGUGAUGCCCGAACUUGUCAAGAUGUUGAUGAGUGCCAGACAAAUGCCGACAAAUGUAACAAGGCCACCACAACUUGUAGUAACACUGUUGGUUCCUAUACCUGUAACUGUAAGACCGGUUACUCCAGGGACACCCAAUAUGCUUGUACAGACAUCAAUGAAUGUUCAUCCAAUCCUUGCCCUUCUAACUCAAGAUGUCAAAACACAGUUGGCAGUUACACGUGUAUCUGUAAUUUUGGAUACGAGAAAAACGUGCAGACCAACACAUGCGUCGACAAGGAUGAGUGUGCAGGUUCCAACAACUGCCAGCAGAAAUGUGUAGAUGGUGUGGGUACCUACACAUGUGAAUGUAACACUGGGUAUCGUCUCAACACAACAGAUUUGAUCAGCUGUUUACCGGAAAAUGAAUGCACAGCACAACAAAAAGCAACCUGUGAUGGUGGUAGCGGCCGAGCAACAUGUGCCGUGUCUAAUGGCCAGGUGUACUGUACUUGUCCCAACGGUUAUGCCCUCAAUGCAACAAAAUACUGUAUAGAUAUUGAUGAGUGUGCCACUAAUGCUGAUGUUUGUGUUGAUGCCAAGAGUGACUGUGUCAACCAAGUAGGGGGAUACAAGUGUCAGUGUAAAUCAGGAUACCGGGCACUCAACAAUUUCAUCUGUGCAGACAUUGAUGAGUGUGCAUCAUCAAGCAGCAACAACUGUACAAGUCCUGCCACCUGUCAGAAUAAUGAGGGAGGUUAUGUGUGCACAUGUCCCUCAGGCUACUCUAAAUCGGGUCAAUAUGGCUGUAGUGACAACAAUGAAUGUGCUUCAGUUUCCACCCAUUCCUGUGAUAGAGAACAUGGAACAUGUAGUAACACCCCAGGAGGCUACACUUGUUCAUGUAACAAAGGCUUUACUGGAAAUGGAUAUGUGUGUUCAGAUUUGAACGAGUGUGCAUCAAGUUCAACAAACAACUGCACCCAGACCUGCUCAAACAGCAUUGGAAGUUACACCUGUUCCUGUCAGAAUGGCUACUUGUUAGCAGCAGACAAAAUCACUUGUAAUGAUGUAAAUGAAUGUAACAGCUCUGCUUCCAAUGGGUGCUAUAGCAGCAGCUAUUGUACAAACACUCAGGGAAGUUACACAUGCUCCUGCCCUUCUAACUUCCGCCUUAAAGGGGAUGGAAAAACUUGUGAAUCCAUUUAUCAGUGUGAAAGUAACCAUGGAUGCAGCCAUACUUGUGGAAGAGUUAAUGGGAUAGAUACUUGUUCUUGUCCCACUGGUAUGGUACUAGAUAGUACUAACAAAACCUGUGUAGAUAAAAAUGAAUGUGCCUCAGAAGUGGACAACCUGUGCAGAAUUGCCAACAAUGUGGUCUGCUUGAACACUAAUGGUUCUUAUGUCUGUAACUGUGUCAACAGUUCCUAUGUCAAAACCCAGAACACCAUCUGUACUGAUGCCAAUGAAUGUACACUGGGCACUGCCAGCUGUCCCGCCAAUUCUCAGUGUGUCAACAAGGAUCCAGGGUAUGAGUGUCAAUGUGUAUCAGGCUACUCCAAAGUAGGGGCUCUAUGUCAAGAUAUUAAUGAAUGUGCAGGUGCCAAUGAUUGCCACGCUAAUGGCACUUGUACAAACACUGCAGGGGGAUACACCUGUGCCUGUAAGGCAGGGUUCUCAGGGAAUGGCAGAAUAUGUUCAGAUAUUGAUGAAUGUGCUCUCAAUACCCAUAACUGUGACAGUCGUGUGGCGAGAAGAACUUGCACAAACACUAUAGGGAGCUUCACCUGUGGCUGCCGAAGUGGGUUCCAGUUAGCUGGAGAUAAACGAACAUGUAAUGAUGUGGAUGAAUGCACUGGAAAUCAUGGCUGCCAACAAGUGUGCAGAAACAAUGAUGGUGGAUAUGAAUGUGCUUGUCGGACAGGAUAUAGACUCACUGCAGACCAAAGGAACUGUAUUGUGGAAGCUGAAUGUGGGUCAGUCAAGAAAGCCACCUGCUUGAAUCAACAGUGUGCCAAGGUGAAUGGUACUGAUACUUGUCAGUGUCCUACCGGCUUCCAACUGGCAGCAGAUGGGACCUCAUGUAACGACAUCGAUGAGUGCAAGACCUCCCCUUGUUAUGCUACCAAUAGUAACUGUACCAACACUCAAGGAGGAUACAACUGUUCUUGUACAAAUGGCUACAUUCUGGGACCCAACAAUGUGUGUAAAGAUCGUAAUGGUGGUCUUUCUAACUGGUCUUCCUGGGGUAACUGUACCAAGGAGUGUGACUCAGGAACGCAGACAAGAUCAAGGACCUGCACUAAUCCGACCAAGCAGGGAUUCGGGGCAGAUUGUACAGGGGCACGUUCACAAACCCAAAAUUGUAACACACAACUCUGUCCUCCUAAUGAAGUUGAGAAGAAAUAUGGUAUUGUUCUGCAAUUCAAUGGACUACCUGUAUCAGUGUUCACAAUAAGAGUGAGAGGAGAAUUCCGUAGUACAGUAGCUUCUAGUAUAAACAGUUUCUGUAAUACAAACAAUGCGAACCUGAGGCAGUGUUGCAACAGCGCAUCCACUUAUGUGCCCAGCACCUCUAGUCCCAAGACAUACACAACUGCUGAGAAAAUAGCAAUUGGCAGUGGUUAUCCAAGGGACGUACUAGGUGUGACCCAGAUUAUGCUCAUUGUCAAAUCAGACCGAAACAAUGCGCUUUGUCAGGCCAGUAAGAAGCGCAAAAAGCGCGCUGUAUCUCUUGGUGCAAAUGAAAUUGCUAUUCCACAGGCUGCAUUGGCAUCUAUCAUGAGUUCUCCAGCAAUAACUCAAGCUGUUGUGUCCAAUAUUGUUAAUACAGUUAGAACAGAGACAGGAAGAACUCUAAACAUCACAGCUGCACCAAUUCAACUAGUCACUAAUGAUACCAACUCCAUUCCAUCCACAACACCGAUUUCAAGUUCAUCCGUCCAACCCCUCGGUGCCACCACUCCUGGGGUUACUGUUUCAGGGGAGGGACCUGAAGGCUGGGUUGCAGCUCUUGCUGUCAUUUUCACACUUGUUGGUGUCGUAAUCAUUCUACUACUUUUGUUCAUUUUCCUCAGUCGGUCAGGCAUGAUUCCUGGAUUACCAGGGAGUGGGAAAAAGGGCAAAGAAGUAGAUAACGAAGCAGGAGAUAUCAAAAUGGAGGAAUCUCCCAAACCAUUAGAAUCUGAGGAACGCAAGGAGGAAGAGGAAAUUGGUGAGGGAUCUGGAGCCAAGGAAGAGGAAAAAUUGGAUGACAAGGAAGAAGAGAAAUCAGAUGAAAAAGAUGAGGAAAAAGAGGAAGAGAAGGAUGAGGAAAAGGAAGAAGAGAAGGAUGAGGAAAAGGAAGAAGAGGAGGAUGAGGAAGAGGAGAAGGAUGAAGAAAAGGAAGAAGAGAAGGAGGAAGAAGAGGAGAAGGAUGAAGAAAAGGAAGAAGAGAAGGAUGAGGAUAAAGAAGAAGAGAAGGAUGAGGAUAAAGAAGAAGAAAAGGAAGAGGACAAAUCUGAAGAGGCAUAGGAAGCAGGAGAUUCAUAAGAGGAUAUGUUUUAAAUGUGAAGUAUUUCAAAUUUGAAUAAAGAGCAGUAUGAAAAUAUGUUUAGAUUUUAAGGACUGAAUUGAAUUCAUGGAGUGACAGUAAAAGUUAGUGAAUCGGGUGAUGUAGAAAGUAUUUAAUUGUUGUUAUAUUCUUGUAUCUGCAAUGAAUUGUUUGUGAAUAAUAUUGAAUUGACACAGUGUGUACAUAAUGGCAUUGUGUGAAUGUUCAGAUUGCCAAGAUGUGAUAAUUUAUAUAUGUUAUGUUGCAAACUUGCAAGUCCAUAGCAAAAUGAAUAUGAUUUUACCCAUGUAAGUUCAUGUAUAUUUACAUAUUUAAAUAAGUGUGAUUUAAAGAAAUUAGUGCCUUUAAGUAUGUUUUGAGCAAUUUAAAUGUAUAUAUGCAUAAAUAGAGAAGAAUCUCAUAGUUUAUUCAGAUAUAAACAGAAAAAUUUCAUAACAAUAGUUGCUAGAAAUCAUAUGAAUUUGACUUUCUGUUUGUACUUGAAAUUCAAUCAAUGAGUGUUCUUCAAAUCAAAAUUAAUCUAUAAUGCAUGUUUUCAAUGAUUUACAAAAUGAAUUUUACUGCACAUUGUUGAAUAUUGCAAAUCUGUUAAUAAACAUACUGGUAAAGAAA
Messenger RNA from Ostrea edulis (European flat oyster), 12871 nucleotides. RefSeq lists its product as uncharacterized. Gene Ontology annotation, biological process: cell-matrix adhesion. The transcript is spliced from 75 exons. NCBI's taxonomy places the organism in Eukaryota, Metazoa, Mollusca, Bivalvia, Ostreida, Ostreidae. Gene Ontology annotation, molecular function: calcium ion binding. The record is from RefSeq and is a predicted model, not a curated record. Bases 1 to 12219 code for a protein of 4072 amino acids. Gene Ontology annotation, cellular component: membrane.